Messenger RNA from Ilex paraguariensis (yerba mate), 498 nucleotides. The record is from the annotation of a GenBank genome assembly. NCBI's taxonomy places the organism in Eukaryota, Viridiplantae, Streptophyta, Magnoliopsida, Aquifoliales, Aquifoliaceae.
AUGGUUGCACACGAUUAUGGAGGAUUGUGGAGUUGUCACUCAAGCGAUGCUUAUUCUACUCCCAUGAAUCCAAUUAAUGGUGGGACAAUAAAAAAGAGUUUGGGACAAGGGAAGAAUAAGAAAACUCAGCCACAACAGAGUUUGGGGAAAGAGAAGAAUAAGAAAACUCAGCCACAAGUUGAAAUCCAGAAUGAAGCUGCACCUGAGGAUAAUAUUGCAGCCCAAGCUGUCUCNCCACAACAGCCACAAGUUGAAAUCCAGAAUGAAGUUGCACCUGAGGAUAAUAUUGCAGCCCAAACUGUCCCAAAUUCUUCCACAAGUGGUCUUCCUUCAUUGGAUGAACGAUUGUCUAUAUAUGCAUCUGUGAUGAUACGAAUGGGAAGAAUGAUGGAGGAAUUUGGAAAUACUCAAAAUGCAUUAAAGGAGUCUCUCAAGGUGAUUGAUAGUAGGUUGGAUAAAAUAGAUAGUAGGUGGGAUAGANUGCUCAAAAUGAAAUAA